AAUUCCCCUACUGCUCCUCUAUUGACUUUUCCAUCAUCUUCUCUGCAAGAUAAAUAAAGGAAGACGGAGAGGAAGACAACAGUGACAAAAAUCGCCGGAGAAUUCUACGGCUUUCAAAUCACCGGCAGCAAGACAGACAAUAACAAAGAUGUCAUUGUCUUGGAUUUUGAGGAUCACAAGAAAUGGCAGCCAUUGGUUUGUCUCUCAUCGACCCUCAUCUUAUGGAUUCUUGCUCUCCAACAAUUCCCACUCUUCUACACGAAAGGUUUUCAAUUGCAGAGAAACUUAUUCUUGGACUGUACCUUCCUUUCAUGUUUUCAAACAUCAGAUUCAUCACCAGAGCAGUUCCUUAGUGGAGGAACAGCUUGACCCAUUUUCACUUGUUGCUGAUGAGCUAUCACUUCUUGCUAAUAGAUUGCAGUCAAUGGUAAUUGCUGAGGUUCCUAAGCUUGCCUCAGCUGCCGAGUACCUUUUUAAAAUGGGAGUACAAGGAAAGAGGUUCCGUCCCACGGUUUUGUUGCUGAUGGCAACAGCUUUGAAUGUGCGUAUACUUGAAACGGAAACUGGUAGUGUAGGAGAUGCUUUGACAACAGAACUACGUAAAAGACAGCAAUCUAUAGCUGAAAUUACCGAGAUGAUCCAUGUGGCAAGUCUUCUGCAUGAUGAUGUAUUGGAUGAUGCAGAUACGAGACGUGGUAUUGGUUCAUUAAAUCUUGUUAUGGGCAAUAAGGUGGCAGUACUUGCUGGAGAUUUUCUACUUUCACGAGCUUGUGUAGCCCUUGCUUCUUUGAAAAACACGGAAGUUGUUUCAUUAUUAGCGACAGUUGUAGAACAUCUUGUUACUGGUGAAACUAUGCAGAUGACUUCAACAUCUGAGCAACUUUGUAGCAUGGAGUAUUAUAUGCAAAAGACGUACUACAAGACUGCAUCUUUGAUUUCAAAUAGCUGCAAGGCAAUUGCCCUUCUUGCUGGGCAAACAACGGAAGUUGCAAUGUUGGCUUUUGAGUAUGGCAAAAAUCUGGGAUUGGCAUAUCAAUUGAUUGAUGAUGUUCUUGAUUUCACGGGAACUUCUGCUUCCCUUGGAAAGGGUUCAUUAUCUGACAUUCGCCAUGGAAUUGUAACAGCUCCAAUAUUGUUUGCCAUGGAGGAGUUCCCUCAGUUGCAUUCAGUUAUUGACCAGGGCUUUGACAAGCCUGAAAACAUUGAUGCAGCCCUUGAUUAUCUUUGGAAGAGCCGUGGAAUACAGAGAACAAGGGAGCUAGCUGCAAAGCAUGCUAAUCUUGCAGCAGCAGCUAUUGAUUCUUUACCUGAAACUGAUGAUGAAGAAGUAAGAAAAACACGGAGGGCGCUAGUUGAUCUUACUCAAAGAGUAAUCACAAGAAAUAAAUGACAGAAUAUGAAUUCUUGCAACAUACUGUAGAAGUAAGAAAAUCACGGAGGGCGUUUACUCAGAGAGUAAUCUCAAGAAAUAAAUGACAGAAUAUGAAUUCUGGCAACAUAGAGUAGCAGGUUUUUGCUUAUUUCGUAUUUUAUUGUUCCUGCAUCUGAGCGUCUUGCUCCACAUUAUUUAUUCAAUUACUUGGAUUUUUGUUCCACAAUAUUUGUUGUAACGACUUGGCUCUUGUAAAAUCCUACUUCGUGUUAAGUCCAGAACAAAGAAUGAUGGAUAAGAGUUACAAUUA
Molecule: messenger RNA, 1682 nt
Organism: Populus euphratica (Euphrates poplar)
Lineage: Eukaryota; Viridiplantae; Streptophyta; Magnoliopsida; Malpighiales; Salicaceae
Product: solanesyl diphosphate synthase 3, chloroplastic/mitochondrial-like
Exons: 13
Coding region: 149-1390 (413 amino acids)
Biological process (GO): ubiquinone biosynthetic process; isoprenoid biosynthetic process
Cellular component (GO): transferase complex
Molecular function (GO): prenyltransferase activity
Source: RefSeq, a predicted model, not a curated record